GCACGAACCUCCUGAAGACAGGAGGCUAAGUUGUUCGCAUCUUGAGGACAGGAUGAACAAUAAUGGACAGACUUGAGGAGAAGGUGGGACUCAGCCUUCACUUGUCAUCCAUGUGCUAAGAUGAGUUUUGAGCUCUCCCUGGGAAUCAGGAAUCAGACGCAGGUGGUGGAAUUUGUCCUCCUGGGGUUCUCUGGCAUUUUGUAUGGUCAAAGUUAUCUCGCCUUGGCAUUCUUGGCCAUCUACUUGGUCACUGUACUGGGGAACCUGAUGAUAUUUACUAUGAUUCAACUGAAAUCCAGCCUCCACACCCCCAUGUAUUAUUUCCUCAGCCACCUCUCCUGCUUAGAUAUUUGCCUCUCCUCUGUCACCGUCCCUAAGAUCAUGGUGAACCUCCUGCUCCAACAACAGACCAUCUCCUACAACCAGUGCAUGGCCCAGAUGUUCUUCCUGAUGACUUUCACAGGGGCAGAGGCUGCACUGCUGGCUGUCAUGGCCUACGACCGCUACGCCGCCAUCUGUAAACCUCUGCAUUACUCCCGCCUCGUGAACACCAAGGUGUGCACCGUACUGGCCUUUGCCACUUGGUUCUGGGGCUUCUUAAACUCUGCUCUGCACACGGCUCUAAGCACCAGGCUGGACUUCUGUGGAAUCAACCAGAUUCAUCACAUCUUCUGCGAUCUCCCUCCACUGAUGAAAAUGGCUUGCAGCGACACACACAUCAAUGAAGUGGCAGACCACAUGGCAGGAGUUUUUGUGUCUGGGGGGCCCUUCGUGUUCAUCAUUUUCUCAUAUGUCUUCAUCCUGUUCUCCAUCUUGAAGAUUCAGUCCACUACUGGCAAACGCAAAGCCUUUUCCACUUGUGCGUCUCACCUCACGGUUGUCUUCAUUUACUAUGGAAAUGGGAUCUUGAACUAUCAGGGGCCAAGUGGUGGUUACUCAGUGGCGACGGGCACUUUGGUUUCCAUCAUGUUCUGCGUAAUCACCCCGAUGUUGAACCCCCUCAUCUACAGCCUCCGAAACAAGGAGGUGAAGGGGGCCCUCAAGAAGGCAGCAGAAAGCUGGAGGAAGUCUAAGCAUCACCACUCUAUAAGCUAG
Messenger RNA from Sphaerodactylus townsendi, 1095 nucleotides. Its product is annotated as olfactory receptor 5V1-like. Gene Ontology annotation, molecular function: olfactory receptor activity; G protein-coupled receptor activity. Gene Ontology annotation, cellular component: membrane. The transcript has 2 exons. Gene Ontology annotation, biological process: G protein-coupled receptor signaling pathway. The record is from RefSeq and is a predicted model, not a curated record. The coding region runs from base 121 to 1095 and encodes 324 amino acids. NCBI's taxonomy places the organism in Eukaryota, Metazoa, Chordata, Lepidosauria, Squamata, Sphaerodactylidae.